AUGCGUACAAACUAUUGGCCGUCGCGUGGAUUACAGCCCAACGACAGCUCAUUCACGACAACACGUGUUCCCGAACUCAAUGGCAAAGCAGUUAUGACUUCNCAGCCCAACGACAGCUCAUUCACGACAACACGUGUUCCCGAACUCAAUGGCAAAGCAGUUAUGACUUCAUUGUUGUCGGCGCCGGAACUGCCGGUGCGUGAUUGGGUUUAUUAUAACGAGCCAAACAAACUGUAUGGCAAACAGUACGCCGGGGGACGGGUUAAAGAAGUGACCGGUAAGACAUUGGGCGGCAGUUCGUCGCACAACGGCAUGGGUUUUAAUCGGGGUAAUCGUCGCGGUACUUACGCGGCAGACUUACGGCGCCGUCGAGAAACAGACAUUAAUGGCCCGAUUCAGACCGGAUAUACGCAAUCGCAACUGUUUAUUAACUCGUCGGGCCUGAGGUCGGGAACGGGUACUAUGUUUAUAGACCCGAACCCAUAUCCAGAUAACCUGCAUAUAGUGUGCAAAGCAUUGGUCACUAAAAUACUGUUCAAUGGGUUGACAGCCAUUGGCGUCGAGUUUAUAGUGAAUGACAUCUCGUAUACGGUUUAUGCCAACAGAGAAGUCAUUGUUUCCGCCGGUUGUCCCGACUGUCCGGACAAACAGUAUUUGUAUGAAUGCGUUGAGGGAUUGAAGUGUUUUAUUAAAUACAAUACAAACUCUGGUGAUCACCCGACGGGCACCUGUCGUAUGGGUGCGAUAGAGAGGUCGGACGUUGUGGUCGACCCCCAGUUGAGGGUUAAGGGGGCCAACAAUCUAAGGGUUUGCGACGCCUCUGUGUUUCCCGUUAUACCCAACGCUAACACCGUCUCCGCAGCGAUACUCACGGGCUAUAAAUGCGCGCAAAAUAUUAAAUCAGAUUAUAAUUUAUAA
This is a messenger RNA of Medioppia subpectinata, 918 nucleotides long. The record is from the annotation of a GenBank genome assembly. NCBI's taxonomy places the organism in Eukaryota, Metazoa, Arthropoda, Arachnida, Sarcoptiformes, Oppiidae.